Porites evermanni is the source of this 11121-nucleotide messenger RNA. The record is from the annotation of a GenBank genome assembly. Lineage: Eukaryota; Metazoa; Cnidaria; Anthozoa; Scleractinia; Poritidae.
AUGGUUCAUUUAAAGCAACAGGAGUGUGACAGGCUGCAAGAGGUAAUUCUCUGACCAUACAUUAAAGUUAAAAAAAAGUCAAGAGCUCUUAAAUUAUAGAGCUGAUGUUUGUGGAUAAACACUAAAAUGAACUUUGAAGAUCAAAGAAAUUGAUACGUGCAAUAAACGCUUCUCCUGGUUUUGUCCAUUUUGAAAUCAUUCUGUUGAUUAGAAGGAACAAGGCACAAAAAGCAGCUACUGAUUUGGAAGAAGGAGAGACCUAACACCAGGAAGCUUAGCCUGAGAAAACAGCCGACGUUUGGCGACGCUACUACUGGUUUCCCGCCAAAUAAAUGACGUCUGAGAAACGAGCGCAGAAAUUCCAUACUGAUGACGCGUCACUACGCAGAUAUGGGUAGUGCUUCUGAUUCGUUGAAUCAAAUUUCUCACGCGGCACGACCAAUCAGAAGCACUCCCCAGAUCUUGGUAGUGACUCGUCAUCAGUAUGGAAUUUUUGUGCGCGUUCCUCAGACGUCCUAUGGCAGGGAAAACAAUUGUUGCGUCGCCAAAUGUCGACUGUUUUCUGAGGCUGCAGAAAGCUAAAAAAAAAGGCUCCAGAUGAGAAUCAAACUCACCACUCUCUGAGUUCUAGCCGGGGUGCUCUAACCACUUAGCUACUGGAGGCUCUUUGGUGAGCAGGAGCAGGGUUAAAAAUUAAGUAAGAUAGAUAGAUACAUUUUUUAAAUGAGGGUUUCACUUGUCAGUAAAAUCCAACUAGUGGUCUAUUAUCAAUGCUGCGUUCUGAUUGGUUGAGCUACUACCAUAUGUUAUAGCCCUCUAGUAGCGAAAAGCGUCGGCCUUGAAAACCAAAACAAUGGCGGCUGAAUCGCGUUUUGCUAGCUAAAGUUGUUUUGUCGUGAUAUUUUUGACCUAGUAGUUGGAUUUUACUAAAACAAUUAUUUCUCUCGCCUUCAUGGCCUCUGAGUCAAUAGCCCAUUCGGGCUCAAGGAAUAAUUGUUAAAUAUCCACAGAUAUUAUACGCGUGACCCUCAACAAAAAAUUAAACAAAAAUUAAGUACGUUUUAAGUUUCAGCGAAAAUAGGUUAUGUUGACACUAUACCACAUAGCUUUAAAUAAUACAUACCGACACAAGAAGCUAUUCAGUACAGCAAGAUCACCUAACAGAUAUGUGACGCUCCACUUUAGAGAUCGGCGCGAUGCAGCUUUGCUCCGUUACAAAAAUCGCGUUAAAAUCACCGGUGUUAUGUGUGAACAGAAACCCUAUCCGGUAUCAUGUGAACAUAGCCUUAGUUAUAAUUACACCAGCUAGAGAGGACUGUAUCGGGGACUUGCUUGUUUAUUUGUUAGUGUAAAACAGGUACCUUUUUGCUGGGUAGUGCGUCGGGAAAAGUUUGCCGCUUAAAAUAUGCACUUCCUGGGCUGGGUAACGCAGGGGGCCAAACUUUUGAGUGUGAACACUUUUACCUUGAUAUAAACUACCAUGAUAAAUUGGUACUAUCCAGUGAUUUUGUUACAAAUAGUUAUGGCGAGUCCCGGGACUCAUCUUGUAAACAAAUCACGAGUCCCACUCCAGAAUCAUUGAGUCUCAGUUAAAAAAUCAUUAAGUCACUUAAUGGGCCUUUGUUUAACAGAUAAAAGAUAUUCUUUAUAAAGCACAACGAAGACUAAAGAAAUAUGAGUUGUUAAACAACAGCCACAAGAAUCACACGAACGGGAUAUUCUACAAAAACAUCUUCAGAUCGAUUGAUCGAUCUUUUAACCGAGCGCAUGCCAUGAACUUUUGUGCGUUUUGGGGGAUUUUUAUGCGUCAGAGACGCAGGACGCAGAGGUAACAAAAUCAUUGACUGCGAGAGAAAUACAUGUAUAGAUACAUAGUACCAAGUAUUAAAUCUCAUCAUUAAAAAUCGUUUUUAUUAAAAUAUAAAUUGUAAAAUUGUUUGCCCACAGCACAUAAGGCAAUCAGAUGCAAAAUAUGACAAUGUGGUUUCCAGUGCGGAAGCUAUGGAGAGGGAAAAACAGGAAGUUUCCGAGGUAAUGGGACUCAUAUAAAUAUUGUACGCCUUCGCUAAUUUCAUACUGGCUGAAAUUAGAUGUAAAUUACUUGUAAUAUACCUUUCCAAGAAUGUCUGUCAACCCUUUACCAGAGGUUCAAAAUUCUCUUCAACAAACAUGCCCUCCUAAAGUGCUUUGUAUAAUUUCCAAUACUUAUCCAAUAUAUUCAUUAUUCAUCGCUACAUACUGAAACGCACAACCUUACUUGCAAUUAGAGUCAAGACCGGUCAAUACGGAUACUAAGGGAGCCAUAGAAAGUGUCCGUUUUAACGGGGAGUCCUUAUUAAGCUAGCCAAACAAGAGCCGAAAAAAGCGUCUGCUCCCCGCAGGCUAGUAUUAAGCGGGUUGAAUAAAGUCAAAAUGUAAGGGCUUUCUUUCCCCAGGGACAUAACUAACUGUGCGUAGUAAUGAGGUGUCCUUAUCAAGCGUGUGUUCGUAAAGCGAGGUUUCACUGUACACAGAGUGUGUUCACAUGAAGUCACGUCGGCCAUAUUGGUGUACCAAAACAAUGAAACGGUGGCCAUGUUGGUGUUUCAAACCAAUCCUGUGGGAGUUGAACUCUUUUCUUACGCAAACGCUUUCUUUUGUUCCAAUAAAUUUGCAUAGGUGCUGGCCAAGUGAGUGAAAACGCUCUACAUUAUGAUUAACAAAACUUAGUCUAUGAACUUGGAGCAUGCCAUUUUAUGGUUUGUCAACCAACGUAUAUAGCACAAAAUGAUGGUAGAAAAUAACUGAAAUGUAAAAUGAAGAAAUGAAGCAAAGGAAGAAAGGGUGACGUGCUGGUAGUAUGGGAAAGUGAAUGCAGUAUUUUCACAUUGCCCAUAAUACACGUUUUUACCCCCACAUUUUUGCACAAGCCUUGUCUUCGAACGGGACUGUAAUGCCAGGGUGAAAUUGGAAACAGUGAUAAUGGAAAAUUUGGGUAGGGGUGGGGGGAACAAGGUGUAUUAUUGAGCCCCUCUGGCGGCUUAGUCUGUUUUUGUACCAGCCUAAAUUGGCAGUAGCACCCAGAUCGCACAAGUUCAGAGCUGUAAGUAUCACUGAAAUUGCUUUCGUUGUAGCUCAACCAUUUUUUAUCUGACUUGAAGCUAUCCUCUUAGUUGUUAGUGUCUCUGAGGACCCAGGUAUUAGAAAUACAACAGAAGCAUGAGGAAUUCCGAGUUGAGGAGCGUCAACGUCUAAAACUUGAAAGUGACAGGGUGAUGGAGGAGGCAUGUCUGGCCUUUAACAGUGCAGAAUCUGAUAGAGUGAAGAUUCUAAAGUUAAAGCUAAAGAAAGAAAAGGCCAGGAGAAAGAAAGGAGACGAAAGAAAUGAGAAACUUUUAAAGGUAAAAUCCUAACAGGGAAAGAGUCUUCUUUUGGUGUUUGGUAGUUUGCUACACAACCGUUCGUUGUGUCGUCACGCACCACUCCUCCCAACAAAGGAGAGGAGCGUUGCGUGACGACACAAAAAACUGCUGUGUAGCAGACUAGGUUUUUGUUUGGGCAGGGAACAGAAAGGAGGGCUUGGGGACGUUGAUCAGCCUGUUGCACUCUGUUAAAUUAUUCAUUCGUGGGAAUUCAGUGUAGCUUCAUUACUGGACCACAGGAUUACUGUGAAUUUGCGUUCUUUCAAUCUUUAUCCCGAUUACUCCAGCUCAUUCACUUUGUCAAAUCCAAGCGAACUCUUUUUGAGCCGAAUUCCUAAGAACCAUAUUCAAGUUCAGAAAGAGAAAUAAAAUUUAGCCGUCGCUUGUUGACGUCUUCCAUAAAACGUAAAAUUAGGCAUUUUCCCGUCUAAAGGGCCUCUUCAUACGAGCCCGGUUGACCGGGCUGGCUCGGUUACCGGGAUGAAUUUUGCCUUGGGUUCAUAUGAGAAAUUUCAGCCCGGUUUCCGAGAUGAGAAAAGGUCAACGAUUUCUGGCGCCAAAUUUGGGAAACAAAGCAAACAUGGCUAAACACAAAAAUUUUAACUUUCGGGCCUAUCUUACCAUCGGUAACUCUUAAAGCUGUAUCACUGCAGUUAAAUGGGAUGCUUAUGAUGUGGAAAAUACAGCAGGCAAUGCAAGACGAUGCCAUCCGGGCCGCCAGAAUUCAUCCCGCCGUUCAUCCCGGUAACCGGGAUGAAGUAUUCAUAUGGCAAAAUUUCCAGCCCGAGAUCUCGGUUGGAAAAACCAAGAUCUCGGGAACCGAGCCAGCCCGCCCUCUCAUAUGAACACAUUGAAAAUUUUACAAAGGAUUUAGAGGUGAGGUGAGAUCUCGGAAACCGGACCAGCCCGGUCAACCGGGCUCAUAUGAAGAGGCCCUUAGUCGUGCUGUGACGGCAAAGAAAUGUACAAAAAAGCGUGAUGCACGUGCAGAGUUGUUGUUUUGCCUAUUCAACCUAUUGCUUUUUGGACGUUCUCGUUGUUGUCGCCGUCGUGGUAUCUUAAAGUCCCUUUUGUUUUAUUCUUUAAAGAGGCAGAGUUUACAAAAAUGUAAUUGAAAAUGAGCGCUUUUCUUAGGUUCUUGUUCUUAAUAAAAGUUGUCAGUUUUCAAGGAGGUUCUUCAGGUAGAAAGAUGUUAAACUUCUAACUUACUCUCAGCUUUUGCAGAUGCCAUUGAUAAAUUCAGAUAUUGUCAUAAUUAGGCCAAUUAUAGGUCAUUAUGUGAAAGUUAUCAGUUACCUAUGGCCUUCUUACUACAAGCCUAGUAUUAGCAUGAUUCAGCUGGCUCUCUGGAAUCCUAUACAAGGUUUCACGAGAUUUCUCCUGUAUUGUCGGUAGUAGAUGCGGCAGUUGAAAUUUAAAUCACUCACCGUCUUGUCUUAUGCGUGACAUGGUAUUUAGCAGCUUGUCCUCUGUAACAGUUAUUCCAGGGGACAAGCAUAUUUUUGUUUGAUAUUUCCAGGAGAAUGAGCAACUGAAGGCGAUGGUGAGCCUUUUGAAGUCAGAGGAAGAGACGAAUGGCGCUGGAGCUGCUGCGUGUUGUGGCGAUGCUGAUUGGCAGAGCUGUAAUUUUGGAGAGGAAGGAUAUAGUAGCAGCACCAAUGAGGUAUAAGUAUGUUGCAAUACUUUUCUCAGUGAUUCGACAGACUAUUGUUAGUUUUUUAUUAUUAUUUUGGUUCAAUUUAGUAAGGUUUACAUGUAUGUAACUGGUCAAAAUAAAAUUCAGGGGUUAAAAUUUUUUAACCUAGGUUGAUUCUCAACUUCCUUUGUCUUCUAGCCCUUAUUUACGAAUAAUUAUGGCUAGGGGACAAAGAAAAUUGAGAAUCAAUUUAGGUUAAAAAAUUUAACCAGAAUUUAAUUUUGACCUGUAACAUAUAUAUGCCCUCAAUAAGCUCACUGUCUAAUCUGGUGACGGUUUUUCUUGCGUUGUCUUUUCCUUAGUCUUCUGCUGGCGAAGCUGACGAUGUUGAUCACCUUUCUGGGUCUGGCCAGCCCUCAGGUAAACAAAUUAAACGAUAACAACUUACCAGGGUCAAGCUUUUCAAACGUUCCUGUACCAUUAGAAUCGAAAUCUAAAUGUAUAAAAGUUAAAGGUCCGUAUUUUACGUCGGUAACUUGUAAAAGUACUCAAACGGACAAACCUGAUGCCAACUGUGCGCUCACUUCUUGAACGUUUUCUUCUUUAACCAUGAAGUUAAUACAUGUGUAGUGUGUGUAGAUAUUUCGACCGUGUGAGAAUUUUAUGACAACUUCUUGUAUUCAAAAGAGUUGAAGAGACCAUGAAUUCCUCUUUUUCAGAUUCUGGAGAUUCUAGUGACGAGGAGCAGCUGUUUGAAGAUGCACCAGAGUACCUGAGUAGUUGAAGCAUUCUUCUUGCUGACCUUGAAUGUAGCAUUAGGAUGUUGCUAUUCAUGGAAAUUGAUAGAGUCCUUUCGAUUCUAAGACGAGGUCGACUAUGUGGAUGAGAUUUCCCCAAUACUAAGAAGUGCGCGCUUGAACCAGCGUCAUUUUGGUAGGAAAACGCGAUAGCCGUCGUCAUUCUACUUCGGGUUUUAGCGAAAUGUCGUAGUGGCGGAAACAAGGUUCGGUGUCACUUAUGUUAGAGUUUUUGUCAUUUUGCGCUUGGGGUAGGACUUAACCUCCUUCAAUAAAAAUGACCGUGCUAACUUUUCUGGUGAAAACAACAACGACGAAAACAAAAUUAUAAUGAAGCUUUGCGGUUAAAGUUAAAUCUCGUCCUCGAAUCUAAAGGUCUCUAUAUUAACAUCUUGGUGUAUUUCCAAGGCACUGUACAGGUUGCUUACCAUGCAUGUACGAAAACAAUCCGAAAAUUAUAGUUAGUAAUUAUCGUUCGGAAUGAACGCGUUCAGUACAUGUCUCAAGUUGGGACCAUCAUUCACUACGAAUUGGGUUGAAUUACGAUGCGCAACCGAGCUUUAAAGACCAACUUUGAGUUGUCGGGAUAUCGGAUGAAACACUGAGUUGAGCUUUUGUCAUAGUUUUUCAAAUGAACAGUAUCUCUUGAGAAAAUUCAAAGUGUAACUUUGUAAAAAUUACAGAUCCGAUAGCCAGACCACCGUCACGGAGGUGAUUUUCCUUUCAUGAAUUAACAAUGGUGCGAGAAUUGAUGCAAAUGACUUGAAACGGAUUAGAAAUGAAACCCAAAGAUCCCUUGGGAGCGCUUCAGCUAGAAGAAAAAUUUUUUUGGAGGUCCAUAAAUCUAGAAUAUUUUCAUCAGGUGGCAAGAAAGCGCGUGCCACUUACUUUGCAAUUUGGAGAUACGUAACAUCUUUUCUGUUACGCAACCUGACAAUUCACAGCGCCGGUGAAGUUCGAGUGGUUCAGACGAAAUAUUCGGGAUUUUUCUGUCUCGAAUGUGAUAUGAGUUUUGGGAUAUUUUGUAAUUGAAAUUUUAGAAUUAUUUUGGGAAGUGGUAAACAAAGAAUAACCAUAUUUUGGAUUGUGAGUGAUUUUAACUGAAAUGAAUGGUCUUGUGUAUUUAUAAAUCUUGGGAAGAGGUUGCUGAAAUCGGCCUUUGAUAAUAUCUCGCUUAAAAAAGAAUUGGACACUAUUUUUGUGCAAGUCGUUCUUACACGUUUUUUACACCAACGUUUCAAUUGGUGGGUUUUAUCAGGUUUGAAAGCAAAAAUAGAAUUUGUAACUAAUAUAAUACAACUUAUAGGCUCUAGAAUAUAUGUUAUUCAUGUCAUUACGGGAAAAAAGUGAUUAUUUAUUAUUUGUGCAAACCAUGUUUAAAUUAAAGAAAAGCGGUAUUUAGUGUAGUCAGGAGCCCAUUUGAUGGGCUCCUGGUGUAGUAUUUAGGGUACCAGGUGCCUUUUGAAAGAAUUUAUCGUUUGAAAUUCAACUCCAAGUAUUAGUGUUUAGCAGGGGAGUUAGGGUACCAAGUACCUUUUGAAAAUAAGUUCUUGUUUGAAAUUCAACUCGUAGUAUUAUUGUUCUGUACAAUAGUUAGGGUAGUUAGUGUUUUGAGAACAGUUUGUCGUUUGAAAUUCAAUUCAUAGUAGAUUUAGCGAAUUGUUCAGUAUUAAAAUCGAGGUUUGUCGACAUGUAAGACAGUGUUGGGAACCUCUUGUAACCUCUGUUAUAAAUGAGAGAGGAACACAGAGCGGCCUUUGGUUGCUUUGGUCCGUUGUUUUGGGAAACUUCAGAACUUUCUGUAUUCUGUAUAAUAACCUCGAGUUGGGGGAUAAUAGUUUGUCACUCACGGAUUUAUUUGUGGACGAAAUCUUGUGGUAUUUCCAUUUAAAUGAAGCAACUUUGAUAAAACGUUUGCUUAGUGCUUAGUGCUAUUUGUUUCUUUCCAUUUUAACUUUUGAAUGCUUUAUCCUGUUUUUUUUUUUCCGACUCAGUUUCACUGUUUCGUUUUUACCUUAACUUCUUUCAGUCAGAAAGGUUUUUUAACUUCCUUAUAUUCAUUUUCUUAAAUCGUAUUUUAAUUACAUUUUUUUUCUACCUUUUUUUGUAUAGAGGCCUUAUUUACGUGGUUAAUCUGUAGGCUUUUGUGAGGGAAAUUCAUUUGCGAACUCCCUUACUUGAUAAAUUUGUAGUUGUCUUUGCUAGACAUUAAAGUAAAGCUACCGUUCCGUAAAAUAAAUGUUUAAAACAUAAGAUUACGUACGUGAUAUUACACAGUUUUUAAUAGUGGUCGAGAAUAAAAUGUGUUGUUUAACCUUCAGUCGGUGUUUUGCUCUUCCCUUCUGAUGAACCCUUACAAAACGAUGCAGCUUCUUUGAAGGCAUCCCUUUAUUGAAAUCAUCUUCUUUGGGACUAAUUGAUACGUAGUUUUCAGCAUAAUUCAGUAGUAGUGGAGACAGCUUGGAAAAGGUGGCAAACAUCAAAAAAGAAAACGUGGGUGCUGCAGUUUAUGUUGGAAUUUUCCGGACGGUGCACGAUCCUUUGAUUUUUGCUCUCAAAUUGUGACCGAAUUAAAAAUUAAUGCUACGUUUUUAUUGGUCAGUAAGAUCAAAAUAAUAGGAAUGCUAUUGGACGUAGUGCUUUGGCAAGUUCACAAAAACAUAUAACAUAGGAAUCUUACGGCUUCAUAACCAUUCCAAACCAUUAACUAUCCUUUUAGUAGGCUAUAUUUGCGUAAGCCGGUUGUUUUGCGACAGUGAAGAGAUAAAAUGCGAACCCAAAAAUAUUCGGGUGCUACUUACAGUCUUGACAUAUUUCCUAACGUUCAAUUUUAUGGCAAAUAAGUACCCUUAAUUGGCAUUAAACAAAAUGAACUAGACGUCAGUGACACAUCCUCUUUCAACUAAUCACAGUAACUAGAACACAUUAGCUAUGGAAAUUAACUUUCCUCUGUCCCCUUGCAAUGAAUUACAAUUUAAAAGCAUCUUUUCAAAAUCAGAUGGGGACGCAACGAUUGUUGUAUUUUUACGACACCAAAAGCCAGUUACUCUUCAAAGCGUUUUGAAACAGUCAUUUUUUUUAAGAGGUGCAAGAUUCCAUAAAGUAAAUUUUAAAACUUGAAAAUGAAAAUCAAUGCCCAUAGUCGUCUAGCAGCUUAAAAUAGCCGUUUAUCUUUUAUUUAACUCCUUUUCUUGCGUGAACACAGCAACAUUUAUUUAUUUUCCCUUCUUAGAUUGGUUUUAAUUAAUCUUCCUUGAAGGAAACGUCAUCUUAGUUAAAUGCUGUUUCAAUAAAUGUAUUUUAAAACUGAUUAAAAGAUUGAAGUCUUACAUUAUUUAUUAAUAAGCCGCAUUUGCUUUAUGAUUUAGUUGAGUUCUAUCUCUGUAAACGCAGCUGUUAAAAGAUACUUAUGCCAACAAACGGAAGGUGAAAGCCCGGGGGUGGUACUUUAGGAAUUUCUGGGUGGGGAUGUGCCGCUGGGACCCUGGAACCCUUAACCUAUAACAGAGCUAGUUCAGCUGAAUUUUGCUACCCUAUACUAGAGUAAACUCCCCAAAUCCCCUAUCUUAGAGUAGCUAAUUCCCUUGUCUAGAUAAAAUCUUCAACCAACUGAUCAUUUUCCUGAAAAAUGAUACCCUAUUCUAGACCCAAACACUCUGAUUUAUAUACCCUAUCCUAGAGUAAACUGCCUGAAAACCAUACCCUUCACAGCGGCACAUACCUAUAUAGCCUAUAUAUGGCAGUGCCCCCCCCCGGGGGUGAAAGCUAUUUGUUUACACUACAGUCACUUAAUGUACGUGGGUUCGACUUCCGAGCUAUCGCCGAACGAAAUCCAAGGACGAAAACGCAUGUAUGAAUGUUCAAUGUUUGACGUCCACAUGUCGCAUACUAGGUACGUAAACUCUUCUUGUUAUUUCCUUCGAGCUCGAUUUUUCUCAGCGCGUUCUCUACCCUUUUUGUGAGUAGAGACAUGUUUUUGAAAACAUACAAAUUAUGUCUCUAACCCUUUUCUUGGUAAAGAUGUACAUUUAUAAAGAUGAUACUAGGCGCUUCCCUAUUUUCGCGUUUAGUUUGGAUAAUUAAGUUCCAGGGUUGUUUAAAGGUGCCCGUUUUCAGUAGAGAAACAAGUACAAAUCAGGUUCUGCACUGAAAAUUACGCAGUAGAUAUAUAACAAUUAUUCAUGAUUUACUUGCUGUAAUUUGAAGAUAUUCUCGCUUUUCUCUAACUCGACUUUUAUGCAUAAGACACCCGAAUGAUGAAGUUAUUUGCAAAAUUUAGGCUUACAUUUUGUUACAAAGCUAAGCAUCGGUCGAGACAUGCUAAUAAUGAAAAAUGUCGUUUUCGCUACAGGCAAUAAAAACUGUUGAUUUUACUAAACGCUCCUAUAACUUCUUUUUAUUUCAGCAAACUUUUUUUACUCUCUUUUUUUUCAGGAAGAUUUUUCCUUCACUAAAAAGGCACUUUAUCAAAGUAGAUGCUUAUCUAAAGUGUAUGGGCCAUUAUUUAUAAACGAGGCGUAAGGAGGCUGGGUUCCGCCUCCCAUCCGCAUUUUUAAUAAAACUGAAUUUAUCGCUGGAAGUGUGAAUAAACAACGAUGGACAAAGGAAAUUACUCUUUGUCUACAAAGGACAACGAUAAUCAAUACGGCGCUGGAUUUUUAUCAAUAUCGCCUCUAUUUUUCACAAUUAUUUUGUUAGGGAACGGUCUACUCAUUCUGGCGAUAAAAUCGUUUCGGAUUCGUCGUGUCCCCGAUUUAUUAGUGGGCUCAUUGGCAGUCGAUUAUUGUGUUUCAAAUAUAAUAGACUCGGAUGGUUUCAGAGAUUUACAAAUGCACACACUUUAUCAUGUUUGUAACUGAAUGUCUGCGUGUCUGCGUUUGUCUGCUUCUUUCAUCAGCACGUUAAUGCCUCUGCGUCUGCGGAACACUGCGGCCGUUGUUUAUCGUACCAAAGUCACGUGUGUCAGUGUCGUCAAAAUCAUUGGCUGCGGCAUAUUGUCAGCGGCUUUUGUCGCCGCUUGGCCGGCUAUAGGCUGGGGACGAGUUAAGGCUUAUAGGGGCCUGUGCUCGUUUGACUUGGAAGAGCUUUCGCUCUCUUUAUUGCCAUAUUAGGUUACAUCCAGGUUUCUGUGGUGCUGACCAGCUUUAUUGCUGUCUCAUUAAAAAUGAGAAGAUACCAGGGAAGACUGGAUCGAUUGAGACGCGGAAGGACGCUAACCUUUCAGGACGGUAAACUGCAGAGUAUGGAAACAUUGACACAAGGCAGGAGAGUCGAAUUAAGGAGAUAG